UCGGACUUGUCAGAUUAUUCCUCUCCAUCUUCAAUCUUAAUCAAGCAUGGGAAUAUAGAAUUUUUGGGUUGUGCUCAAGGGUACAGGAGGAAUUUGUAUCAGGGAGCCAUGCGCUUUGAUUAGGUGUUGUGCUUUAAGCUUGUGUCUUCACAUCGAUUGCAUCUCGCGGUGCCGCGCAGGGGAACAAGACGAGAGAGAGAAAGCUCACAUUUGUUGCGUUGGUAGGGAGGAUUCACGAUGACUGAAGCAGGGUUUUUGGGGUGUUGUGGAAGCACCCGAUUUGCUCGAGAGAUGGCGCUGAGGGCCCCGUUUUCUUCUUUGGAUCUCGCUGUGGAGGCAGCACGAGAUAUCUGGUGGAACAAGGUGGACGUUCAAGGAUGGUUGGAAGCAUUUGCAGCACAUCCUCGUAUUGGCGAUAUAGAAUCAUUGCGCACCAAGUUCGCAUCGGAGAGAUUCUGUGGUGAAAAUUCCAUAUUCAGAUUCUGUUCGGGAGAGCAAGAGGCGGCACUCAGUAGCGCCAACGAGCACACUUUGCAGGAGCUGGCCGAUUGGAACCGCAAAUAUGAAGGAAAGUUUGGACAUGUUUUUCUUAUCUGUGCAUCAGGCAAAAGCAGCAGCGAAAUCUUAGCGGCGCUGAAGGAACGAUCUACCAAUCGACCAAUUGAAGAGCUUCAAAAUGCAGCUUCUGAGCAGCAGAAAAUCACGGAGCUGCGUCUUGCAAAGCUCAUGUCGAGUGGCUUUAACAGCUCUGGUGGUGACACUCAAGCUGUAGGUCCGCUAACCAACGUCCCCAAAGCUGCUGUCCUAUCAGCACCCACCCCAAGCACCGCCCCAGCUUCCAACCUCCGUCCUCCCAUAACAACUCAUGUGCUUGAUGUUGCGCUCGGAAAACCCGGCAGUAAUAUAGAUGUCUCACUCCACUUUUUGACGGAGAAUUCCAUUGCUGAAGGUGACCAGGGCUCCUGGACACUCGUAGGAAAUUCGCAAACAGACAACGAUGGUCGAUCUGGGCCUCUAAUGCAACCGUCGAACUAUCUACAACCUGGAACUUACCGAAUAACCUUCAACACCGGGGCAUACUUGGCGAGACUACAUGGAAAUAGUGGGUUUUACCCUUGUGCUAAUGUGGUGUUCAAAGUCCGUCCUUCGCAAUGUGCUGAGCAUUUCCACAUACCGCUCCUGCUGGCGCCAUAUUCCUAUUCCACAUAUCGAGGUAGCUAGACACACAAGCUUGGGAUUCGCUUGGCGCUGGAAGAAACUUAAGAAACAUUGGUUUGGCCAUUAUUUCAAACUUCGGUUGCAUAAUUAAGGUUAAUGUUGCGGAUGGAAGUUUAGCAAUGUCGAUGCCAGGAUCAAUAGUGUGUUGGUCUGGAUGACCACGAGUUCAGUAGAAUAAUAUGUGUACCUGUUCAUAUAGCCAAUCAUAACAUAUUUGUUGAUCUUGUAGCGUUGUGGAGUCGUGUUACCAGCUCAUUUUGUCACUAGUCUUCUGCAAUGGAGAGUUCCAUGCACCUUUCACAAGA
Molecule: messenger RNA, 1523 nt
Organism: Physcomitrium patens
Lineage: Eukaryota; Viridiplantae; Streptophyta; Bryopsida; Funariales; Funariaceae
Product: uric acid degradation bifunctional protein TTL
Biological process (GO): purine nucleobase metabolic process; urate catabolic process
Cellular component (GO): peroxisome
Molecular function (GO): 2-oxo-4-hydroxy-4-carboxy-5-ureidoimidazoline decarboxylase activity; hydroxyisourate hydrolase activity
Source: RefSeq, a predicted model, not a curated record